This is a messenger RNA of Gossypium arboreum, 1649 nucleotides long. RefSeq lists its product as uncharacterized. Gene Ontology annotation, molecular function: zinc ion binding; metallocarboxypeptidase activity. NCBI's taxonomy places the organism in Eukaryota, Viridiplantae, Streptophyta, Magnoliopsida, Malvales, Malvaceae. The transcript is spliced from 12 exons. The coding region runs from base 268 to 1323 and encodes 351 amino acids. Gene Ontology annotation, biological process: proteolysis. The record is from RefSeq and is a predicted model, not a curated record.
ACAUCUAAUGAUAAUAAAUGUAGUUUCCAUAAUUAAGAAACGAAGAUUUAGAAGAAGCCCCGACAUAGCAGGAAGUAAUCUAGUUCUUGUAUAUGAAAUAGAAGAAGAAGGGCGUUGAACGUCGAAAAUCCUGGAGGCAAACUCACAAACCCACACAUUUCUCAUUCUCAUCAUCCAACCACCGGAAGUCUUUGAUAUAAUGGAACAAUUCUCUUGGCUAUUUAGAUUAUCUUCAGAGCAGCGUUUUUCAUCUCAUUCUGUGGGACAAUGGCUGCUUCAUUUCAUCUCUUCUUUAUUAUUUUCCUCUCCGGUUUUGCUGCUUUCCCAAUUUUCUCUUUCGUUUACGCUAAUGCCAAUACCACUCAACAUUCUUGGACUCCCAUCAACCACCAUCUCUAUCAUUCCGGUGAAGGUUUGAUUGAAAAGAUUAAGUCUUUGGUCCAUCGACACCCUGACAAACUCACUGUAGAAACCAUUCAAGCUGGGACCAAAGACUACAAGGCAGAUAUCACAGUUGUUACUUAUUCCCAGAAUUGGGAACAGAGUGGUGACAAGUCCAAGCUCCGGAUCCUUCUUAGUUUUGGCCAGCACGCACGGGAGCUUAUUUCGUCGGAACUUGCUUUACGGAUCUUAUCGGCCUUAGGCGAAGAACAGUUUCCACCCGAAAUGGACCCUGCUUCCUUGCAUGAUACCCUCGAGAAUGUAGUUAUAAAGAUAGUGCCAAUGGAGAAUUUGAAUGGCCGCAAGAUUGUUGAUGCAGGAGAACUUUGUGAAAGGAGAAAUGGGAGAGGAGUUGAUCUCAACCGGAAUUGGGCUGUAAAUUGGGGAAAGAAGGAAAAGGACUAUGAUCCAGCUGAAGAGUAUCCUGGAACUGCUCCUUUUAGCGAGCCUGAAACCCAAAUCAUGCGGGAAAUUGCCGUAUCCUUUAAUCCUCACAUAUGGGUCAACGUGCACUCUGGGACCAAUGGACUGUUUAUGCCAUAUGACCACAAAAAAAGCACCCCUGAUGGGUUGCCAUCACAACGAAUGAGAGAGUUGCUUGAUGAACUUAAUGUUCUUUAUUGCAGCAAGCGUUGCUUGGUCGGUUCAGGUGGAACUGCGGUCGGGUAUCUGGCACAUGGGACAGCAACAGAUUACAUGUAUGAUGUUGUGAGAGUGCCCAUGGCAUUCACCUUUGAGAUCUAUGGAGAUGAUAAAGCCUCAGGUGCAGACUGCUUUAAAAUGUUCAAUCCAAUAGACCAGACCACCUUCAAGAGAGUUAUGGACCAGUGGUGUGCUUCUUUUUUCACACUUUUUAAACUGGGACCUGUGUGCUUGAUGUAAAUUCCACUAAUAAGAAGAAAUAGGUUUUGAUCAACUCAAUGAUUGGAAGGACAUUUGUGGUCUGCUCAAGCUGAUUCUUUUGCAAUGACUAAAGGACUCAUGGAUGUUGUGUUUCAACAGUAAGAUUUUUUCUUUUGUGAAUUUCUUUCAUUAUUUUUUAUGUCAAAUCGUUAAGAAAAAUGAUGUAAUUAGGUGAAAAUUCUUUAAGCGGAAUUUCAAAUUCCAUGAUUUUUAGCUUUUUAUUAAAUGUUUUCUAAUUAUGUAAAACUUAAUAAGAUUUGUUUUAUCAUGCUCGCAUAUAAUGGAAUAUUUCUUGUUUGAUUCAA